AUGACAUUGCUGCGACGUCAAUCAGUCAUGCUGGCUACUUUAUUACUCAUUCAUGGUACAGACAGCUCGUUUGCAACAGUCUUUAGAGCAGUGGCGUUCUACGAGGACAGCGCAUGUUUUCAAACACCUUUGAAUAUGCAAGUCUCGAAUCUGUCGUCGAUCUGUAGUCCUCAAACUUGCAUUCGCAUUGAAUUUGGCGCUAAUCUGUACUAUUACACAACAGUGUGUAUGGACACGAGGACAAAUUCGCAUGCGUACAUUGCAGCAGCAUUCAAGGGUACAAGACACAUCGUCCUUGAUCGAUUCAAAGAGCCUAAUUGCAGUAGUGAAACAUACAUAGAGACGCAUGCGCUGCAAGAUAUGGCACACUGUGUACCUUACGCAAUUUCAUCCGUUUCACGAGCACAGAACGCCUCAGCUAUCGCUACAAUCAUUGAUGAUGACGCCGUCAACGUGCAGUUUUUUUCCUCCAGCAAUUGUAGUGUACAACCUGAAUAUAUUGCUUUACCAGACAAGACGAACGUGGCGUCACACAACUGUUACCAGGCCAGUCGAUUCUACAUCAGCAUUGACUCAAACUCAUCCAGAUCAAGUUCAUUCAGUGAUGGCAUUCCGUAUGCAUCAACAUCAAAUACAACCAUCAAGCCGUACAGUUCACAUCGAACCGUGCAAAGUUUUGCCAGUACAACCUUUGUUGGCGCAACCAUCGCAGUCUUGCUACUUGUGGCUAUUGGCUUUGUCACGUGGAAGAGGCAGUCGAGCAAACAGACAUCGCAAGGUGCACGAGAUACAGACCUUCAAGACAGUGUUGCUAUGCUGGAUACCGAUGAUAUGGUAUACUUAUCCAAGCCGCUACCCGGCCGUACAUUCUUACCUCAAAACGGUCGUACGUACACUUCAUUUCGAGAGCAAAUGACCACACAAUUGUUUGCUCCUCCGCUUUCAAGCUUUGGUUCAAGCUUUCAACGCUCUGAGGCUAGCUUUUUCACUUUAAAGGCUCAGACAUCGACACGAAUACGUCCAUGGGAAGAUGAUUUUGUCGUCGCAGCCCGUAUUCCACGUGAUAAAGUUGUGGUCGUACAAUUAUUAAGUCGUGGAGGUUUCGGCGUCGUCUACUCAGGACUAUACAAUGGUCGACGAGUAGCUGUUAAGAUGCUUUUACCAGACACUCGACGCAAUAUUUCUCACGUGAUUGACUUAUUGGCCGAAGUUAAGAUGAUGGCAUCGAUGGAACACGCUCAUAUUGUUGAGUUUAUUGGUGUCGCAUGGGAUUCUCUGGCAAACAUGUGCGUCGUAUCGGAAUUUAUGGCUGGAGGCGAUUUGCAAGCUUUGUUACGAGCGUAUAACGAGCAGAAAUAUCCAAUGGGUUUUAGCAGAGAAAAACUGAAGAUUGCACUUCAUAUCGCUCACGCUCUGACGUAUAUGCACUCAUUAGAUCCACCAAUUAUCCAUCGGGACCUGAAAUCCAAAAAUGUACUGCUGAGUGAAAAUAAUGAUGCAAAGCUCACAGAUUUCGGGACGUCAAGAGAGCGAGUGAGCGAGUCAAUGACUGGUGGAGUCGGGACAUGCUUGUGGAUGGCACCGGAAGUGAUGAUUGGCGAUCGUUACGAUGAUAAAGCAGACAUGUUUUCGUUCGGAGUCGUCUUGUCGGAGCUAGACUCCCACUUGUUGCCGUACUGGAAUGUCAAAGAUCCGACGGACUCGACUAGAAAAAUGCCUGAACCAGCAAUUUUGCAGCUGGUGGCCUCCGGAAAGCUUCAUGUUGAGUUCUCAAACGAGACUGUGAAAGAAAUUGUCGAGCUAGGCUCUGCAUGUGUUUCCCUGGAUGCUGCGACACGACCGACAGCGUCCUAUGCGCUCUAUACGCUUCACACGAUACUAGCACGCGACGUUGAAACGGCGGCAUAG
Molecule: messenger RNA, 1908 nt
Organism: Plasmopara halstedii
Lineage: Eukaryota; Oomycota; Peronosporomycetes; Peronosporales; Peronosporaceae
Product: tkl protein kinase
Exons: 1
Coding region: 1-1908 (635 amino acids)
Biological process (GO): protein phosphorylation
Molecular function (GO): ATP binding; protein kinase activity
Source: RefSeq, a predicted model, not a curated record